Messenger RNA from Ceratitis capitata (Mediterranean fruit fly), 1415 nucleotides. RefSeq names its product phosducin-like protein. The coding region runs from base 100 to 933 and encodes 277 amino acids. The record is from RefSeq and is a predicted model, not a curated record. Gene Ontology annotation, biological process: regulation of G protein-coupled receptor signaling pathway. Lineage: Eukaryota; Metazoa; Arthropoda; Insecta; Diptera; Tephritidae. The transcript has a single exon.
UAAAAUUAAAUUAAAGAAAAAGAUAUACACAGUAAUCAAAUUUGGGAAUAUCGAAUUAUAGAAAAUUAUAGAUAAAUUAAAGUUUUAUUCAAAUUAAUAAUGGCAACUUUAGAAGAUAAAUUGAUGGGUGAAAAAUUGGAGUACUACUGUAGCAGUAGUGAAGGCGAAGACAAUGGCGAUGAUGAUGGAGAAAGUAGAGGAGCUAGAGGAAAUAAACAAGGAACUGCUGGCUUUGUCGAUCCUGAUGUAUGCCCACCACCACCCGCAGAAGGCUAUAGGUCACAGGUUUCUACAAAUACUGGACCAAAAGGUGUGGUACAGGAUUGGCAGCGUUUCAAACAAUUGCAGGCUGAAAAACGCGAAGAGUCUGAACGUCAACGUAUAGAACUAGCUAAAAAGUUGACAAUGACAGCAGCGACUGCAAAAGAAGAGGAAGAACGCAAACGACAAGAAGAAAUCGAUGCUGAACUGGACGAACUUAUGAGUGAAGAUUUCUUACAACAAUAUCAAAAGCAACGCAUGGCUGAAAUGCUACGCCAAUGUGGACAUAUUAAACAAUUUGGCAAAGUUAUAAGUUUAACUACGCAUGGAGAAUUUUUAGACUUCAUUGAAAAGGAAAACAAACACACCACCGUCAUUAUACAUAUUUAUGAUAAGAACAUAAGUGCAUGUUCAACACUAAAUCGCUGCCUUGAUACACUUGCAACAGAUUAUCCGUCCAUUAAAUUUGGGAAGAUAUGUAGUUCUGUUGCGGGCAUGAGUCGGGACUUUCGUGACAAAGGAUUACCUGCAUUGUUGGUGUAUAAAGCACAAGCUUUGAUAGGAAACUUCGUGCGUGUAACGGAUGAUUUAUCGGAUGAUUUCUUUCCUUCGGAUGUGGAAAGCUUUCUAAUAGAGAAUGGUAUAGUCGUGGACAAAACUUUGUAUAAUUAAGGCAUAUUUAUAUUUGUAUUUAACAAACAACAGAGAGAGUCUAUGCAUUUUUCAAGUAAAAUAAUUAUAUCUUUAGCAUAUAAGUAUGAAUUAUAUUAAUGUUUGUUUUUAAACAAAACAUAUUUAUGUGGUAAAAAGCUAAUAUUCUUUUAUUGAUUGGCGGAAAACUCAGAUUUUAAUAACUAACUUUAACCUGAAAUGUGUUCCUUGCAAAUUUGUACAAACACUAGGGUAUGGUUAAAAAAUUUGGAUUAAAAACAAAUAAGGGAAAUGGCAAAGUACUCACAUGAAGCCUGUUAUUAUUUAAAUCUAACACAACUAAGCUUAAGGACUACUAUGCACUAAUUACUUAAGAUAUAUGUGUGUGUGUAAUAUAUUUUUAAGUACAUACAUACAUACAUAUAACAUGAUUUCUAUAAAAUCUCCAUUGAUGACAAGUAUUUUGUAAAAGUGUAUUAAUAAAUGUAAAGAAAAAGAUUAAA